Messenger RNA from Homo sapiens (human), 754 nucleotides. RefSeq names its product pro-melanin concentrating hormone (gene PMCH). Gene Ontology annotation, biological process: signal transduction; chemical synaptic transmission; feeding behavior. Gene Ontology annotation, molecular function: melanin-concentrating hormone activity. Lineage: Eukaryota; Metazoa; Chordata; Mammalia; Primates; Hominidae. The transcript has 3 exons. Gene Ontology annotation, cellular component: nucleus; extracellular region; synapse. Bases 64 to 561 code for a protein of 165 amino acids. The record is from RefSeq and is marked reviewed.
AGGCUGACAGAGAAAUUUUUCAUUUUCUUUCUUGUUUGACUGUAUGCAAACAUCAAACUAAGAAUGGCAAAAAUGAAUCUCUCUUCCUAUAUAUUAAUACUAACUUUUUCUUUGUUUUCUCAAGGUAUUUUACUUUCAGCAUCCAAGUCCAUAAGAAAUUUAGAUGAUGACAUGGUAUUUAAUACAUUCAGGUUGGGGAAAGGCUUUCAGAAGGAAGACACUGCAGAAAAAUCAGUUAUUGCUCCUUCCCUGGAACAAUAUAAAAAUGAUGAGAGCAGUUUCAUGAACGAAGAGGAAAAUAAAGUUUCAAAGAACACAGGCUCCAAACAUAAUUUCUUAAAUCAUGGUCUGCCACUGAAUCUGGCUAUAAAACCUUAUCUUGCACUAAAAGGAUCUGUAGCUUUCCCAGCUGAGAAUGGAGUUCAGAAUACUGAAUCAACACAAGAAAAGAGAGAAAUUGGGGAUGAAGAAAACUCAGCUAAAUUUCCUAUAGGAAGGAGAGAUUUUGACAUGCUCAGAUGUAUGCUGGGAAGAGUCUACCGACCUUGUUGGCAAGUCUGAUACCUGUUGGUCCACAUCAUCUUUUCAGAAGAAAAUAAAAGCAUUUAAUUGCCAAUGGGAGGAGAAGCCCAUACUGCUACUAUAACUUGUGUAUGUUAAAUGUCUGUUUUAAAAGAAAGUAGUGUUAAGAUGUAUCAGUAACUGAAAUGAUAUGCUUUCUCUGUGCAUUAAACUUUGUGAAAAUUCUGCAUAA